This is a messenger RNA of Ipomoea nil (Japanese morning glory), 315 nucleotides long. RefSeq lists its product as uncharacterized. The record is from RefSeq and is a predicted model, not a curated record. Bases 1 to 315 code for a protein of 104 amino acids. The transcript has a single exon. NCBI's taxonomy places the organism in Eukaryota, Viridiplantae, Streptophyta, Magnoliopsida, Solanales, Convolvulaceae.
AUGGGGAACUGCGUGAGAAAAGAGGCGUCCACGCAAUGGGGCGGCGAGGACUGGAGCUCGCCGUCGCCGCUGGCGGCGGAGAAACAGGAAGAGAAAGGCGGUUUUGAGAGUUCCGGCGGCAGGAGAGAAGUAAAAGUGCAAAUCAGUAAAAAGCAGUUGCAGGCGGUGCUGGGGAAGGCGGCGGAUGUUGACGGCGGCUCUUCCGUGCAUCAGCUUCUAGCAGAUUUGAUGAACGCCGCUCGUCACUACGAGAUCGAAACGCAUCAUCGUCAUGCGUCUUGGCGGCCUUCCUUGCAAACCAUACCUGAGCUCUAG